AUAAUGGCGUAUUCGGUGAACAUUUCUGUGGAAGCACCGAUCGAAAAUCAAAUUCAAGAAAUCACAUACGAUGGCCAAGAAAUUUAUCAAGCACCUCUUACAUUGUCUGAGAACUUGGUAAAAAUCGCGCAAAAAAUUGACUUUAGCAAAACCAAUGGAGAGGAUGUUAAAAAAGAAACUGAAGGUGGAGAAAAGGGUGAGGAGGACACAAAAGACUCAGCUUCUUUUCAGUCUUCCUUAUGGCCAUGGGAUAGUGUUAGGAAUAAAUUAAGGAAUGCAUUAACAGAAGUAUGUGUAUUAGCAGAUGUUCUUGCAAUAGCAAAAGAAAAGCAUUACAUGGUUCUUGAUCCUGUGCCACAAGAGCCAGCAGAAGUGAAACUUAUGAUACAAGUGUAUGCUAGGAAGAAGGCACUGGCUGGAGCUGCAUCUGUCAUUAUGAUGGGAGCUGAUAGAUUGAAGAACUGUCAGAAUGAAUUAGCUAGAAAUAGAUCAACUCCAGACUUUCACAUUGAAUUAUUGAGAUUGAGACAAAAUUGGCGUUUAAAAAAAGUUUCCAAUUCAAUUAUCGGUGAUCUCAGUUAUAGAACAGCUGGUUCUAAGUUUCCCCAGACUGGUAUGUUUGAAGUUACAAAGGCAGAAGAGGAAGAAAAAAGUAAUACCAGUCCUCCUGCAUCUCCUAGUGCUAGUAAUAACACUUCAGGCCAGACACAUCCUCCAAACUCCAAGGCUUCUGCAUUGAGAGUUACUAUUCCUAGUGAAUUGCAAGGUGUUGCUUACAUAGAAGUACUAUGUCAAAAAGACCAGGAAGACCUGUGCAGUGCAAAUAUUAGUUUACUUAACAACAGUGCACAUAGUUCUAAUGCAGAUAUGCACUGGCAGCAAAAAUUGGAAGCUGCACAAAAUGUUCUUUUUUGUAAAGAAUUGUUCAGUCAAUUAGCGAGAGAAGCAGUACAUUUACGCGCGCCCAUACCUCAUAUGGUUGUUGGCAAUCAAAUCAUGGCGACGGUACUGCCUGGUAUACAGUUAAUCAUCGGACUUUGUCACAGUACGGGAAACGACAAAAAACCAUCCGCGCCUCCUCCUCAUAAAAGUGAUCACGAUCAUGUAUUAGAACAUUCGUUGCAUCAACUUUUACGUGAAGUUCAUCACAAAAAUACUCAUCAUCCAUUCCCGCAUCCUUCUUCGGGCCCUCUCGGACCUAGUAAACGAAGAUGCCUCGCUGGACCAACAGCUGCCGAUAGAUACGAACUCUUAGAGAUGACGAAAAGUCAAACUCUCUUAGAACAAAUUAUUCAACAGGCUCAACAUUACUUUAUGCGAUUGCGUACCGAAUACGUUUUAGACACAAUAGCGAAAGAAGUGAAAGAUCCUUUGAUAGUUUCUCAUUGGAACGCAUUAAAUUCGCCCACGCAGUCUUGUGUAAAAAUUAAUAUUUUAACGCACGGAUAUGAUACCGUAUGUCGAACGUCUCUUGUUGUCCAUAUAGGAGAAAAGUCUUUGAAAUGUGUUUGUCGAGAUGGUAGAGUGAUGCAUAUGAGUUACGAACCUCAAGAAUUACGGGACCUAAUAUUUUGUCAGAUUUAUCAGCACCAAAUAACAGCAGUACAAGCGUUAGCAAAAUGUAUGGGUUGGCAAUUUUUAGCCAAUAGUUCACAUCUCGGUUUAGGUGCGGUAGAACCUUUAGGAAAUGCUAGCAGUUGUAUUUUAGCUUCUCCAAUAGGCGAUAGGAUGAUAGCUGUUAGAUGUGAACCACAAACAGGAGUACAAGUUGCAAUAGCUCAUUCCCCUAGGAAAGAUUUCUUCCCUGGCCAAUUAGUAAGAGAAAGAAAGUGGGAAAAUUUAGGUGGUUCAUUCAAAGAAGUUCGAUGGGACAAAAUGGAGGGAAAGAACUUUUUAAAUAAAAUGGAAUUACUUAUGGCUUCCUUAACAAGCUCCUAG
Habropoda laboriosa is the source of this 1938-nucleotide messenger RNA. It is a transcript of the gene MED17, whose product is annotated as mediator of RNA polymerase II transcription subunit 17. Gene Ontology annotation, biological process: regulation of transcription by RNA polymerase II. Gene Ontology annotation, molecular function: transcription coregulator activity. Lineage: Eukaryota; Metazoa; Arthropoda; Insecta; Hymenoptera; Apidae. The transcript is spliced from 8 exons. The coding region runs from base 4 to 1938 and encodes 644 amino acids. The record is from RefSeq and is a predicted model, not a curated record. Gene Ontology annotation, cellular component: core mediator complex; mediator complex.